AUGAAGCAAGACGAUAAACCGGCGUCGAAGAUGUUGGUGGUAUACGGGGGUGGUGCUGUUCUACUUGUUUGCAGCGUGGCGAUGGUCAUGGCCAACAAAUGGGUGCUGAACUCGACGACGACGCCUCUAUUCUUUCUCUGGGUCCAGUUGGCGAUAGCAGCUAUGCUGUUUAUGAUCUGCAAUAUUCUGCGAAUUUUGCCAGACCGCCUUACCUUCGACCUCCAGACCUCUAAGGGUCUGUUCCCCAUGAUCGCCUUGAAUGUGCUCGGUCUAAGUUUCAGCAACUACACUCUCAAAUACGUCGAUGCCUCCUUUUACCAAGUCGCUCGCGGUCUCGUCCUCCCAUUCACUGUCGCAACCUCGUUCAUCUUCCUUCAUGCCCGUCCAUCCCUUAAAAUCCUCUUUGCGUGUCUCAUUGUCACCUUGGGCUUCUUUAUCGGCGUCUUCUUGGACGGAACGCCUGUUUCUGUUGCUGGUGUUUUGUUCGGCGUUGCUAGUUCAGCCAUCACCGCCAUGCACUCCGUCGUCAUCAAGCAAAGCCUCAAGGUCGUCAACGGAAGUGCCCUGGCUUUGUCCUGGUACAUGAAUUCUCUCAGUGCCAUCUUGCUGGCCCCGAUCCUCAUCUUGGCGGGUGAAGGUCCUGAUGUUUUGAAGCUGAUGUUCAGCGCGCCUAUCGCCGAGGUUGGCAGAAUGAGCCCGUUGAGGACCUUCGUCUGGGGUUCGCUGAUCACUGGUGUUCUUGGGUUCUUGAUGAGUAUUGCCAGCCUCCUAUCGAUCAAGGUGACCUCCCCCAUUACCCAUAUGGUUUCCUCCGCCGUUCGAGGUGUUGCUGCUUCCCUUCUCGGCCUUUGGCUCUUCCACGAUAUCAUCACCACUGGCCGAGCCUCUUCCAUCGCCAUCAUUCUCGCUGGUUCUGCACUCUAUACAUGGUUCAAGCACCAAGAAUCGGCCCCUUCUAAACCUCCUUCAGCUACCGCUUCUCGACGUGGAUCGUACGAGCGUGUUCCUAUGGACGACAUCGAGAAAGGCGAAUACGACAUGGCCAGCAAACCUCGGUAA
Molecule: messenger RNA, 1059 nt
Organism: Coprinopsis cinerea okayama7#130
Lineage: Eukaryota; Fungi; Basidiomycota; Agaricomycetes; Agaricales; Psathyrellaceae
Exons: 7
Coding region: 1-1059 (352 amino acids)
Biological process (GO): protein O-linked glycosylation via fucose; GDP-fucose import into Golgi lumen
Cellular component (GO): Golgi apparatus
Molecular function (GO): antiporter activity
Source: RefSeq, a predicted model, not a curated record